AGUGAUACGUUUGAAGGCAUGAGACUUCCUUUGGUGGUUUUAGAAAUAAAGAUGGGUGUUAAACAUUUUGGUGGAGCAAUCUUCUUACCUUUAAUACCAGGAGCUGAAGAUCUGCAUACAACAGUAACGAACUUAGGGCCGAAUUGCUUCCAACAUGAAUCUUCUGAGUCAGGAGUGUCAAAUGCAGAAUUAGAAGAAAAGGAUUCUUUUUUAGGCCCAGAAAAAAAGGUUCCUGCAGGCAAAGAUGUAUCUAACAGCAUUAUGAUGAAUGUUGGUCCGGGAAAUUUAUCUCCGCAAGUAGUUUUUUGCAAAGUACCCAGUCGCACUGCGGUACAAAAACCAAAAAUGUUAACUGUGACUGUUGGAGAAGUUUAUCGUCGCGUAUUUGGACCUGAAAUGAUGAAUGUUUCAUUGCUGGGGUCGUAUCUAAGGAGAGCUAAAGAAAAAGAUGGAGGCAAAACUCUACGCGACGAGUUGACAAAAUUGGGAAUGUAUGUUCCACUUGGGCGUCGAAAGAACGGCAGCACUACGACAUGGACCUGCUUCGUGGAAGAAGAAGCUCAAGCUAUGGCGUUCGAUUUGGACGUUGCUUCAAGAAAAUUCUUUCCGGUGCAAGAUUUUUCACAAACAAUUAAAGAGAGGUUAAACUGUCCAGAUAGAGAUUUGCGUUUCUGUGCUGUAGGCAUGAGGAAAAUGUUAAAAGUUAUGAGGCAAAUUUUUUUGGACGACCGGAGUCCUGUUCAUGGGCGUGAGGAAGGUGAGCCAAUACUUAAGAAGGAUUUACAAGAUGGACUUUACAAAUAUUCUUGUGCAACUCAUGGGUUCGGCUCUUUAGCUUUAACAUCCGCCAUAGACUUGUUUGAUGCUUUUAUGGAAGCUUUGCUUGAGGAUUUUGGCUUUUGCAGCGAGAAUGGUAGCAGCAGCGGCUCGAUUGAUUCCAUAUAA
Enterobius vermicularis (human pinworm) is the source of this 945-nucleotide messenger RNA. The record is from the annotation of a GenBank genome assembly. Lineage: Eukaryota; Metazoa; Nematoda; Chromadorea; Rhabditida; Oxyuridae.